GCCCGCGCCGCCGCCGCCGCCGCCGCCGCCGCCACCGCGCGCCCCGCUCCCCAGCCUGCCUGCCGGGCCGGCGGGCCGCAGCCGCCCCGAUGCCCGAGCCCGGCCCCAGGAUGAACGGCUUCUCGCUGGGCGAGCUGUGCUGGCUCUUCUGCUGCCCGCCCUGCCCGAGCCGCAUCGCCGCCAAGCUGGCCUUCCUGCCGCCCGAGCCCACGUACACGGUGCUGGCGCCCGAGCAGCGCGGCGCCGGCGCGCCCGCCCCGGCCCCGGCCCCGGCCCCGGCCCAGUCGGCGGCGCCCGCUCCGGCCCCGGCCUCGGCCUCGGCCCAGCCGGCGGCGCCCGACGAGGGCGCGGGCCCGGGCGCGUGCAGCCUGCACCUGAGCGAGCGCGCCGACUGGCAGUACUCGCAGCGCGAGCUGGACGCCGUCGAGGUCUUCUUCUCGCGCACGGCCCGCGACAACCGGCUGGGCUGCAUGUUCGUGCGCUGCGCGCCCGCCAGCCGCUACACGCUGCUCUUCUCGCACGGCAACGCCGUGGACCUGGGCCAGAUGUGCAGCUUCUACAUCGGCCUGGGCUCGCGCAUCAACUGCAACAUCUUCUCCUACGACUACUCGGGCUACGGCGUGAGCUCGGGCAAGCCCUCCGAGAAGAACCUGUACGCCGACAUCGACGCCGCCUGGCAGGCGCUGCGCACCCGGUACGGGGUGAGUCCUGAGAACAUCAUCUUGUACGGCCAGAGCAUUGGGACGGUGCCCACAGUGGACCUGGCCUCGAGGUACGAGUGUGCUGCCGUGAUCCUGCACUCGCCUCUCAUGUCCGGCUUGCGUGUGGCUUUUCCCGACACCCGGAAAACGUACUGCUUUGAUGCUUUCCCCAGCAUUGACAAGAUAUCCAAGGUCACCUCCCCCGUGCUGGUCAUCCACGGCACCGAGGAUGAGGUCAUCGACUUCUCCCACGGCCUGGCAAUGUACGAGCGCUGUCCCCGAGCCGUGGAGCCCCUCUGGGUGGAAGGGGCCGGGCAUAAUGACAUCGAGCUUUACGCACAGUACCUAGAAAGACUCAAACAGUUCAUAUCCCACGAACUUCCCAAUUCUUGAAGAAGACAACUCGAUUUUACCUCACGUACUGUGAACACAAGAGUCCUCUGUUCUGCACGCGCUCCGCCUGGACGGCUGUUACGGUGUGCCCGCGGGGGAGCGUCCAGCCUUCAGGGUGUCCUGAUCGGAAGGCUGAGGACACGGUCCUUUCUAUCUAGAUGUUGUUCUCCUAAUGCACACAGCGCGUCAUCCUGAGCUGUUGUGGUUUCCGGCUUCAUUACUUUGCAGGAAUGGGAACGAGGGCUGAACGUGGGGACAGCUUCCUCGUGUGUGUGAAGGAUGCUCACCUGUGUCUCCACCGUCCCCAUCAUUCACGGCCCAUGUGUGCAGGACUCAGGCCUCUGUCCACCGUGUUCUCAGUAUUUGACGUGCCCCGCUCUCAGCCCCUGGAUUCGGCGGCUCCAUCCAUUUGGGAAGCGGGUGACAGUGUGACUGGAAAAUUCUCUUGGGGAAAACUCCCUUGUUAAUUUUUGUUAACAUACAGGUCUUUCCUGCUCUUUCUCCCAAACAAAUCAACUGAAGGGUGAUUUACUGAAACUAUCAUGAACAGCUUCAUCAACUGGAACCAUAGAAAUAUAACUGGAAUAUUCUUAAACUAAAGGAAACUGGGUGUUUUUUUUUAAGUGUAAAUUUAUUACUAGUCAACAGAGUUUUAAUAUUUUGAUCAUCUGGGUGGUCUAACAAAGAGCCUAGCCAGCUUCGGUAAAGCCCUCCUUACAGGCUUUUUUAAAGUACUGUACAUAUUUGCGAUUACAUUGUGCAUAGAUUCUUGAUGGAUAGUUUUCUUUUGUCAGGCUACAACAGUGAGCUGCAGAUCCCUCGUUUGUGAUGUAAAUGAUCGAAUACAUUUUGUUAAUAACGUUUUUAUUCCUAUGUUUUGCUAUUAAAACAUUUUAUAACGUUUCCAAGACAAAAAAAAUUUACAAGUUUAUGCUUUGAAGAAUUUAUGUAAUUAAAAUUUCGCUAAACUAAUCUUUUUAGUUUAGGAGUUAUUUGGGUUUUGACACUGGAGCUGUGCCCAGCGAGCAUCAGAGAGGUAAGAUGCCUGAAACUGCUACACUGCUCGUGUCGCUUGGGAGCCUGGGUUUUGGGGAUUCUUUGGUUUUAUUUUAAAACUUGUUUUCAAAUUUAAAAGCCUUAAAUGUACUGUAAGCCUCAGAUCGUUGUGCAGCUGGACCGCCGUGGACGGCCGGUUUGUGUACUGUUGCUCGGAUGUGGCGCUGCGGUUGGUCGUGGAAUAAAGGAUGCAUGGGUCAGAGCGGGCA
Manis javanica (Malayan pangolin) is the source of this 2359-nucleotide messenger RNA. RefSeq names its product abhydrolase domain containing 17C, depalmitoylase (gene ABHD17C). NCBI's taxonomy places the organism in Eukaryota, Metazoa, Chordata, Mammalia, Pholidota, Manidae. Gene Ontology annotation, biological process: protein depalmitoylation; regulation of postsynapse organization. The record is from RefSeq and is a predicted model, not a curated record. Gene Ontology annotation, cellular component: plasma membrane; endosome membrane. Gene Ontology annotation, molecular function: palmitoyl-(protein) hydrolase activity.